This is a messenger RNA of Dicentrarchus labrax (European seabass), 4325 nucleotides long. It is a transcript of the gene mms22l, whose product is annotated as MMS22-like, DNA repair protein. The coding region runs from base 162 to 3872 and encodes 1236 amino acids. The record is from RefSeq and is a predicted model, not a curated record. Gene Ontology annotation, biological process: replication fork processing; double-strand break repair via homologous recombination. The transcript is spliced from 26 exons. Gene Ontology annotation, cellular component: nuclear replication fork. NCBI's taxonomy places the organism in Eukaryota, Metazoa, Chordata, Actinopteri, Moronidae.
GCAAGUUUGCGCAUGCGUGAUGUGGACGCGCGGGAGAGAAUGAAAACCCAAACAACGGAGUAUGGCAGCAAUGUAAUCCUCAUACUUCACUCUAUAUUUACGGAAUAUUAAACCACAUAAGAAGCCGAAAUACAAGGUGAUACUGAUUCUGCACUGGCAGCAUGGCAGACGACUUCAGCCAAUCCCUCACCCCACCAGUCUCUCCAUUCGCAGCAGACAGCUUAUGUGAACUGACUCCAGUCCAACCACCAUGCUUCUGCUGCUCUGAAACAAAGGAGGACCCCACUGGAGCACUCUCCACAGAGGGAUACACUGCUAGAGGCUCCCUGAAACGGCUGCUGUUGCGUCUUGACCCAGCCCCUGCAGAGUAUGAGACAGACACUGUAGAGAUCUUUGGUUUCCCCUGGGUAACAGAGACAGCACUGGUGGAAUCUACAAAGCUACUCUUUGGUCUGUUCAGACAAAAUGUUUACAAGCUGGAGACCAUGGUGCAGUCCAGCUCACAUGACUUUGGUCAAGCAGGCAAACUCCACUAUGAAGCAGAGGACCUCAGACAACAGUGUGUUUCAUUUCUUCAGUAUGUCAAAGUCUUCUUGCACAGAUACCUGGAACCUUCCGGCUUCCUGGAUGCAGCUCACCCACACCCCUAUGAGGAGCUGGAGGCUCAGCUCCCCUCUGCUCUUCUAGAGGAGCUGUUUGGCAUCACUCUCCUCAUAGGACGACUCAAAGACCUGCAUGCCAACGUUCAGAGUGCUUUCACCAUAUCUAACCAGGGAAAGAUUUUUCCUCCCCCUUGGCAUUUGUUACACCUUCAUCUCGACAUCCACUGGUCAGUCUUGGAGAUUCUUCACCUGCUUGGUCACAAGAUUCAAGGCCAGGUGGUGUACGCCCACCAGUUUGUGAACCUGACGGGAGAGAACUUGACUGAUACCAGUCUGUUUGAAGAGCACCUGUGCAGUCUGCUGUGUGACCUAACUGGUCUUGCCAUAGGCAAAUACAGCAAGGUGAGGCCUACAGAGGCACUGAGCAGCCAUCACUACCUUUGCUCUUGCACCAAAGAGCUGUGGGUCCUGCUCAUGCACCUUCUGGAAUACAGGAAUAAAGUGUUGCACACACAGUCUUUCUGGAGCUACAUGAACUCGUUGUUGAGGCCUCUGGUUUUACCCAAGCCGGCAGCAGAGCAGUUCAGUGGCCUCCCCACGCACUGUAAGGACCCUCUGGGAUUCGCAUGGUGGCUGGUCACUCAUUUAGCAAUGUUAGGGCAGUACAGUCGUAACGGCACACUCCAGAACGAGAAACAUCUUGGGGAUAACUGGACUUUUGUGGAAGAGUUGCUCAAAUUAACCUGCAACCCCAAGGGAGGUCUAGCAGAGGAGCAGGUCAGGAUGCAUGUCCACUGCUGUCUCAGUCUCUGUCUGCUGUGGGAACCAAGCACCAGUGCUGUCUCCACCCUCUGGGACUACUACAGCAAGAAUCUGAGUGCUUCAUUCACUGUACCCUGGCUCGGGAUGUCGGGCAUGGGCACUUUGUACAAGACGCCCCUGGCUUUGUUGGACCAGGCCCGCAGCUGCUGCUCCCCCUCUCACCUCCACUCUCCAGGACACACCCAGCUCUACCGCUCGGCCAACUCCUUCCAGAUCUUCCUGCGAGUGCUGGCCCUGUGCCUCGCCCAGGACAGGGCUGGCGGAGUCCCACAGAGACAGAUCAAAGGAAGGAUUUAUUCAAAGUUCUCCUCAAAGAAGAUGCAGGAGCUGUCAGAGGCAGGCCUCAUGAACUUCCUGCUGCUGUUUCUGGUGGUGGCCAAGCAGGUGGAGCUGGAGGAUGUGGCCAGCAGAGCCUGUGAACUGCUGGGCUUCCUUCCCAAUAACUGCCCCCCUGGGCACCGUACCCUGGUCUGGAGGGGACAGCUAUCACUGCUGUUGUUGUUCCAGGAGAGGGGUCUGGAUGUUGGUGCACAGGCCAGCUGGCUGGCCGCCUCCUUUAAUGAGACAGCCAAAGAGUUUUACAAUAAGACCACAGAGGUCUCUCGCAGACUUGCUCUCUGGGGGCCUCUUGGCUCAUACCUGGAGGGUGUGGCUGAGGUGUUCGAGACGAGCACCAGUCUCAGCCUAUCAGAGGAGAAGCUGCUCAACGAAGGAUUUGAUUGGUUGUUGCCUGCUUGCCGCAUAUCAGAGCUGAAUUCCGCCCUGGGCUUCCUACAGAUUGUUCUUGCCCAGCUCAGACGGGUCCAUCAGCGCAGUGUCCACUCAGCACCCCCCUCGGCAUGGGCUCCUGCUACCACCAGUAUGGUGAAAGAGCGCCACCUAGCGGUAGCAGCAGCUCUCUGGGCGCAUUUCUUUCCCUUCCUGCGCAGCCUACGCCUCUCUCAGACCCCUCCAGCACAGCUGGCAGAUGCUGCUGCAGGCUUCACCCUGUUGGCCUUUGAUCUGCCCAACUCUGCCCCCCAGGACCUUCAGCCUAACCCAGUCCAGUCCAUCAUGCAAUGCUUCGGCUGGGACGACAUGGUUCACCCACUUCUGGUGACUCGCUACCUUCCCCAUCUGCUCCAAAACAGUGAGCUGGUGUCCUCACUAAGCAGUGAUUCUGCAGUUGUUGUGUCCGGUUCGGCACAAAGCCUGUCAGUGAGGGCCUGGUUCCGCUGUGUGCUACAGCAGCACCUUCACAAGAACCCAGAUGGGUCUGACAGCAGAACAGUAUUGCUUCCAGGCCGGGCCGUGGAGGAGCAGUUGUGUGAACUGACCCGGCUUGUGCUGAGGCUUCCUGAGGUGGACAGUCUUUUGCAGAGAACGGGCCUCCAGCCCACCGCCACCAGACUAGAGCCCACAUCAGUCCUGGAGAUGUUUGUCAAGGCUGUAGGCGGCGUGUACAGUGGACUGCAGGUUUUGUCAGAGCGUUCAGCCAUGGUGACCAGAGCCCUGGACUACAUCGGUGACAUCUUGAAACACAUUAAACCCAUACUGGUCAGCAAGAACCAAGAGGGGCUGCAGCUGGCCUACUGGGCUGUUGGUUGCAUAGUGAAGCACUGGAGCCCCCUGCUGGCUACAUCUAAAGCCCAGCAGCUGCUGUUUCGCAUUGUGGAUGGGAUGCUGCUUCCCCACAACCUCACACAGCAGGACAAAGCACUCAGGGACAGCCUGCCUCUAUAUCUACAGGGGCUGUCAGUGGCUUCCAGCGUGUCUCAGUCUCAGGGUGUCUACCUGAAGCAGCAGCUCCGCUCUGUUACCCGCAGAUAUCUGGACCAUUUCCUUCCCGCCUCACCUUCCAUGGGCAUCAUUGCCAACCACCCAGUGCUUCUGAGUGCCUGUGAAACGAACCCAACCACCCGGGGAGCAGCACUGAGGAAGACCAUCCUGGAGGUGCUCUGUGGGAGCUUCCUGCAGUUUAAGGGUCAUGCCCCCCCGCCCCGGCUAGCAUCAGUGCUGAUGUUCCUCUCGGAGCUUCUGAGACGAAACAGUGACUCAGACCCCGCCCUCUUGACUCUGCCCCUCCCCUCUCUGCUGCGCUGUUUGAUGCUGGUCAACGAACCGCAGGUGAGGAAGACGAGCACAGAUGCCUUACAGCUUGUGGUGGAGCGAUGUGCUGUUGCAUCUACAGAAGGACCGUGUGACCAGAUGACGACUGUCUUACGGUCGUUUGUGGAGGAGAAUGAGGGAGUCUACGACAGGCAGGUAUACAGUGUCCUGGAGACGGUUGCUGUUUUAGAUCCCUCUGUAGUUCAAGCUCUCAUCCCCAACCUGUCUGUCAGCCUGAGAAACACGGAACACAAGAGAGGACUGGGCAAGAACAUUGCCUUGAGGAGUGCAUAUAGGAAGUUGCUGUGCCUCCUUGGGGAGAGUGGGCAGGCAGAAAUAACCAGUCUGGAAGCGGACUGAAACAUUUCAAAAAAAAAAAAAAGGACCAGCUCCAAGACCUGUCGCCAGCUCCAAGAACCACGUAUUAGUCAUACCACCCUUCUUUUUUUUUUUGCCAAAUAUCUUCAUUUGGUUAUCAGAAAAGGCCUUUACAGUGCUGCCUACAAGGGUAUCUUACAAAACAUGAGGGUUUAGUGUAUGUCAUUAACUGGGAUAAUGUUGAAAGCUAAUUUGCUGAUGUAUGCUGGAAAGAAGCAUGGAUACAUGCAACUAUGAAUGUUUAAAAAUGUCUUAUCAGCUGAACUUCAGUGUUCAUAAGCCUGAUAUGUUCCAAUCAUGAACUAUAAGCCCAAUAUCAGCAGGUUGUAUAUAAUGUACAUAUUGUAAAGAACAUGCAGCUUUCUGCAUUGUGCAUUCUGCAUUUGCAUUAAUGAAAUAAAAUGUGACAAUAAAUAUGAAAGCGCUCGUACCGUC